AACAAAGGUAUACGGAUAUUGAAGUAAACUGUAAAAAGCAUAGCGCGUCAAGAAUUCACUAAUUAAGCAGUGUUUUACUCAGUUACUUUUUCUCUACGUUAAAAUUACUUUCUUUUAUAUUAUCACCACGUUAAUUGUAUAAGAAUAUCGUUCGUACUUGUAAAGAGACGAAGAUAAGAGAAACCUAGAUCGUAGUGACGCAGAUCUCACAUUUAAAAGUUUCGUGAGACUCUACGUAGUUUAUUUAGUGGCAUGGUUUACUGCUAAGUGCUCAACAUUAAUUUUUUUUUACAUCAUUCGAAACGUGUCUCCAGCAAACAGGCACCGCACAUAUGUCGAGCUCACGCACCAUUCCGAAGAACAAAAAAAGCUUCCACUCGACAGUAGCUCCGUUAGCGUUGGCAGACUCGGAGGGAUAGUGGAAUUGAAAUUUUUUACAACGACCCCUACUGUCGGCACAUUGGUUCAGCUAUUAUGCGUGUCACGGCCACAUAACAUUAUUCUGAUGAUCGCAUCAUCUCAAUUCUUGAUCGCGCAUACCCUCGGAAAAUGAUCCAAUAGUUUGGCACCAAGAGUAAAAAUAUCAGGUAACAAACGUGAAGACUGGUGAGGAUUCUUCUGGUGGUGCUCAGCAGCAAAUUAUUGGAAGCUUGUGCGAUGAUCCUAGAAGAUUGAAGAGUGGGGCUGAGUUAUCUUGUCCCUCGGCUGAGAAGAUAGGACAAGAAAGAAGCGGGAAGAGACUUGGUGACCGGAAGUGAUUGGAAGUACCAUGAUGGCCCAGCAUUACAGUAUCACGGUCAUUGCGUUGGUCGUCGUACUCCAUCUCGAGCAAGGAGUGGAAUCGAGGAUGGAAUCUCAAUUUGAAAAGUGUUGCGGCCUGGGUUCUUCAUGGGCUUUACAAGAAUUACGAUGCGAAUCCUUCGUGGGACCUGUUACCGGGGUUCCUCAAGUUGAACAAGGUCUCUGCCUUGAGGCUGUUGAUAUAUGCUGUGUCAGGGCUUAUCGAGAGAAGCAAUGUCAGUUGGGCAAGAGUAACGCACGAGCUGGAAAAGCAUGCCGUACCGAUUCCAAGAACGUUAGUGAUUAUCAACGUGACUGUUGCGAAGGCUGCAAGCUGGGCAUCCUAACCGGGUCAAUGGGUCAGGGUUGUACCUUCAAGAAAUUUAGUUUUGGAAAACCAUGGGAUCCUGCAUUUUUAGAAUGUUGUUAUGAAGCUGCACCGAGUACUACUAUUGACUCAACCAACGGUACUACUACUGUGUAUACUAGUAGUACCAGUGGCACAUCUUCUGUUACCAGCAGAAGUACCUCUGCUACUACCGAUUCCUUGUCAACGUCCACAACGCCGUUAAUGAUUCCGCCACCUCCAUUUGACGAUAUUUGUCAACUUAUGAAAGGCAUGCUCUGCUCGGACAUUUGCAUUCCGACAGUGGGAUCCUUCACCUGUGCAUGUCGAGAGGGUUUCACUUUGUUGGAAGAUGGAAAAACCUGCAGGCAAGAUAUCCCAGUUGACAGAUGUAAGACGGAUAAUCCUUGUGAACAAAAGUGUACGGAUACUGGUGAUACAGUGAUCUGUAGCUGUGAGCCAGGGUACGUUUUAGCAAUGGAUAAACAUUCCUGCGAUUUGGAAACCACUACUACUAAUGCCGUAGAAGCUGAGAAUAAUCUGUCGCCCCUCUGUCCAUUUGGAUAUCAGUAUAACGCAGUGUCACAAGUCUGCGACGACAUCGAUGAGUGUCAAAAGAAUGUAUGCCCUGGCCGCUGCGAGAACACUAUAGGAUCAUUUGUUUGCUUGACUGGAUCAUCAACAGAGAAGCUGCAACAUGAAGUUUGUCCUCCUGGUUAUCGUUAUGAAUCAGCGAUACAGCGGUGCGCCGAUAUCGACGAAUGCACCGAAUUACCAGAUGCUUGUAACAAAGAGACACAGUUGUGCGUUAAUAUCCAGGGUAAUUUUACUUGUCACGAUCUGACAAGCGGCAAAUCCUGUCCUGCUGGUUUCAAAUUUGACGCUAUCACCAAAACUUGCAAAGACGUGGACGAAUGUACUGAAGGCAUUCAUGGCUGCUUACCCGAAAUAGAGGCUUGUAGAAAUAUAGAUGGAGCUUACGAAUGUGACAUAAAAUGUCAGGGUGGAUUCAUCUUCAGCGUCAACCUUGGUGCCUGCAUUGAUGUUGACGAAUGCGCUGUCAAUGCAACCGAACUAUGCCCUGGAUCAGAGUGCAUCAAUACCGUCGGAGGAUAUGAAUGUUCUAAGCAAGAACGGCCAAGUACCAAAUCUCAAUGUCCUGCAGGCUAUAAACCUACGACGAAUCCUACAGAACCUUGUACAGACGUUAACGAAUGCAACGAACAGUUACAUUCUUGCGAUUCUACUGAACGUUGUGUCAAUGAAAUUGGCAGCUAUAGGUGUGAUCCGUUAUACUUUCGUGUUGAAAAUGAAUUUGACAAUCUUUCGGACACAUAUAAUUCUCAUUAUAAAGGUACAAUGGAAAUUGAGCCUACUACUAGUAAUGAGGAGGAUCAAAAUGUUUCCGCUGUGAGGCCUAUGUGUCUUCCGGGCUACACGUACAACUACAGUACUGAACGAUGCGAUGAUAUUGACGAAUGCCAGACCAUCAAUAAUAAUUGCACUGGUCAGUAUAUGCAGUGUACAAAUAUACCCGGAACUUUUCAUUGUGACUGUCGAAAUGGAUUUGAAUUGAAUCUAUCAACAUUAAAAUGUCAAGACAUAGAUGAGUGUGCACGCGGGUUAAUGACAUGCAGCGCUGGGGAGCGAUGUGUCAAUUCUAUUGGAGCUCAUCAAUGUUCUCCAGCAUGUCCGCCAGGAUUACAACCUGACCCUUUGGACGAGACUAUUUGCCGGGACAUCGACGAGUGCAAACUUGGUAUUCAUUCCUGUCCCGCCCAAACCCACGUUUGUGUCAACACAAAUGGUUCAUACGUCUGCGACGUCGUGACGCCUUGUCGCAAUGGUUACAUUAGAGAUAAAGUAUCUGGGGAAUGCGUCGACAUUGAUGAAUGUCAAGAUGGACCAGGAUGUCGGGAACAUGAACAUUGUCAGAACCUUCCGGGAAGUUAUGACUGUUCCCCUUUGUGUGGACCAGGAUGGCUUUUCAAUACGCGCACGAAGAGUUGUCAGGACGUUGACGAAUGUCUCUUGGGCCAGCAUAAUUGUCCACAAGGUACCCACACGUGUUCGAAUACGAAUGGUUCAUUCACUUGCGUUGCUAUACCACCCUGUGAGAAUGGAUUUCGAAGAGCUUUCGAUGGAAGCUGUCAAGAUGUCGACGAGUGCGUAGAAAAUGUUCACAACUGUCUGCUAGCGAACCAUCAGUACUGUGUAAAUCGAGAAGGUAGUUUCGAGUGCAUAACCAGACUACCAGCUUGCGACAAGGGUUACGAGUAUUCAUUAAGCUUACGACGGUGUGAAGAUAUCGAUGAAUGUACUUCAGGCAAAUUUAAAUGUGAUUCGCGGUUAGGAGAGCGAUGCAUUAAUUUACCAGGAAGUUACAAGUGUGAAAGACCGCAUAGGGUCUUUUCACAGCAACAACCGGCCUGUCCUACCGGAUAUAAAUACCAUACUGGACAGAGACAGUGUUUCGAUAUCGACGAAUGCAAAACAGAUGCACAUAUAUGUGGAUCUGAGGUGUGUUAUAAUCAACCUGGUGGAUAUUCCUGUGCAAAGGCUCCUGUACCAGCUGCCCGUAAACCCAACAACCGUUGCGCAGCUGGUACACGAUAUACAAGAAAUGGCUGUAUGGAUAUUGACGAAUGCAAGGAGAUUGAGGAUGCAUGUAGCAGUGAUGAAAAGUGCAUCAAUACUGUUGGUAGUUUCUACUGCAGUUGUAAAAUAGGUUUUCGUCGUGAUAAUUUGACGCAAGCCUGUGUUGACAUAAAUGAAUGUCAGCUACCGGAAAAUGAAUGCUUGCCCUCUCAACGAUGCGACAAUACUCUAGGUAGUUACACGUGUACACGAUUUUUACCAUGCGGCACCGGUUACACGUUAAACGUGGCUACUCAGAUAUGUGAGGAUGAUGAUGAAUGCAUUCUGGGUACUCACGAUUGCAGCGAAGGCUAUCAUUGUCGAAACACACUGGGAUCUUAUCGUUGCCAUCGCAAUACUCGGGUCUCGCAAAGUACUCCAGCGAGACCGUACGGUCCUUUUACGACAACAGCCACAACCACUAAAGAACCUGUCUUAUGGCGACCUCCUAGUGUUGCACCUAGGUCGCCAAUAACAUGUCCUUCAGGUUAUCAGAUUAGUUCAAGACAGUGUGUAGAUAUCGAUGAGUGCCAACAGGCUCAAAAUCUCUGCGGAGCAUUACGACGUUGUAUCAACACCGUUGGAUCUUAUCAUUGUGUCUCCAGGAUAAUUUGCGGCAAUGGUUACCAAGCCGAUUCCAGUGGUUUCCAUUGUGUUGAUAUUGACGAGUGCGCCGAUGGUUCCCAUGAUUGUGGACAAGGACAAACUUGCGAGAAUAGACAGGGUGGUUAUCUUUGCUCCUGUCCUCCAGGUCAUACUAUAGGUCCGAAUAAGGAUUGUGUAGAUAUUGAUGAGUGUAGUAUCUAUGGAGGAAGCAUCUGUAGCGCAAAUGGCCAGUGCGAGAAUACCAUUGGUUCUUACCGAUGUAAUUGCAAAGAAGGUUUUGAAAGCUACGGUGCCAAUAGCUGUCGAGACGUGGAUGAGUGCCGACAAACCCCAGGACUGUGUCAGCAUCUUUGUAUCAAUGUCUGGGGUAGCUACAAGUGCACUUGUAGAUCUGGUUUCAGACUCAAUUUGGAUAACAGAUCUUGUUCGGAUGUCGACGAAUGCACGGAAUUUAAACAAAACAACAUAUGUGCCGGAAUCUGUGAAAAUACUCCUGGUAGUUAUGCGUGCAAGUGUCCUAAUGGUUAUAGACUUGGUCAGGAUGAACGAUCGUGUCAAGAUAUUAAUGAGUGUGACGCAGGAAACGUAUGCAGGUCUCCGGCAGAGAUUUGUCAAAACAUUCGAGGCAGCUACCGUUGUAAUAAAAUAGUGUGUCCAUCUGGUUACUAUAGGGAUAAUGAAAGACAAAAUCGGUGCAUUCGACGGUCACACUACUGUCAAAGUGGAGAUGAAGUCUGCUUCAGGUUGCCAUCGCAUUAUUCUUACAACUUCCUUUCCUUUGUAAGCAUGAUGCCAAUUCCGCCAACUGGGCAGUUAGAGCUAUUUACAAUGCGUAGCAAUCACUUGCCAGGAUCAGUACUGCAAUUUAGUAUGACACUGGUAGAUGUCAGAGCGCCACCCGGAGUAGUACGGGCUACCGAGUCUUGUUUCAGGCUCCGAAAGCCCAGUCUCUCGCAGGUAAUUUUAGUUCUUACUCAGAGUGUACAAGGGCCUCAGGAGAUUGAGCUUGAUCUCAGUAUGGAGAUUUAUCAUAACACAAUAUUUGCUGGCAGUGCUGUUGCCAAACUACUUAUAGUCAUCUCGCAGUACGAGUUUUAAACUAGUGUGUAUUAUAUGGAGUAUGCCUCCGUGUAACAGUCUUUCUAAUAUUUGACUUUUUGUAUUAUACACGUCACAUAUGUACAUGUUCCACAAAUAGGUUGACGAAUUGAUAUAGUAUCUCAUCUUUUUUAAAAUGUACUUUUACACUGCAGGCAAUUACUUAAUGUUUUCCAAUAAGAUUAUAAUAAUAGUGCUAAUUAAAAUAAUGAUUACUAGAAUUGACAUUUACAAAUAGUCAAAAAACUUUUUAGGGCAUACUAGAUGCUCGCAUAAGUAUAACUAACUUAUAUGUAAGCAAUAAAUUUCAUAUACUUAUUUCAAU
Cephus cinctus (wheat stem sawfly) is the source of this 5792-nucleotide messenger RNA. RefSeq names its product fibrillin-2. Gene Ontology annotation, molecular function: calcium ion binding. The record is from RefSeq and is a predicted model, not a curated record. The transcript is spliced from 15 exons. Lineage: Eukaryota; Metazoa; Arthropoda; Insecta; Hymenoptera; Cephidae. The coding region runs from base 770 to 5467 and encodes 1565 amino acids.